Molecule: messenger RNA, 1422 nt
Organism: Haliaeetus leucocephalus (bald eagle)
Lineage: Eukaryota; Metazoa; Chordata; Aves; Accipitriformes; Accipitridae
Product: scavenger receptor cysteine-rich type 1 protein M130-like
Exons: 4
Coding region: 1-1422 (473 amino acids)
Cellular component (GO): membrane
Source: RefSeq, a predicted model, not a curated record
AUGGUGCCCAUCGGGGUGCUGGGGCUGCUCCUGUGUGUGCAGCUCUGCGGGGGUGAGCGCCGGGGCAAAGGGCAGCCGUGGGGCAGGGACCCCCCCGAGUCCCGAGCCGGGCUCAGCACCCUCUUUGCCGCAGGCACCGGGGAUCUGCGGCUGGUGGACGGCGGCGGGCGCUGCGCCGGUCGGGUGGAGGUGAAGCACAAUGGCGAGUGGGGCUCCGUCUGCAUCUACGACUUCGACUGGGAAGCCGUUUGGGCCACCGUGGUGUGCCGGCAGCUGGGCUGUGGCCGGGUGGCCAAGGCGUCCGUCUACGCUCCGUUCGGGCAGGGCACCGGCCGGAUCUGGCUGCAGCCCUUCUUCUGUGGGGGUGGCGAGACGAUGUUGCAGGACUGUCCCCACUUCGGCUGGGGACAGCACUUCUGUGGCCACAAUUGGGACGUGGGGGUGACCUGCACAGACGCGGUGGAGCUGAGGCUGGCGGCCGGCGGGGGUCCCUGCGCCGGGAGGGUGGAGGUGAAGCUGCAGGGCCGCUGGGGCUCGGUGGCGGAUGACAACUGGGACAUGGAGGACGCCGAGGUGGUGUGCCAACAGCUGGGCUGCGGCUCAGCCACCGGCGCCUUCGCCGCCAGCAGCCGCUUCGGCAAAGCGGACGGCCCCAUCAGCCUGGCCGUGAUCGACUGCCAUGGGGACGAGGCCGCCCUCUGGAACUGCGAGGUCCGUGGCUGGGGACCCUACGUUGGCGUUCAUGACUUCGACACCGCCGUCGUCUGCCAAGGGUUUGCCCGGCUGGUCGGUGGUGACAGCUCCUGCGCUGGGCAGCUGGAGGUGCAGCGGGGCCGAGCCUGGACCAGCGUCUGCGAGGACAGCGUGGACAUCAAGGCCGCCCGGGUGGUCUGCCGGGAGCUGGGCUGCGGCGCGGUGCUGGCCGUCCCCGGCUCCGGACGGUUUGAGGCGGGAAAGGGGCCGCUCUGGGACGAGGGGUUUAAUUGCAUCGGCACCGAGCCCCUCCUCGCCACCUGUGCCCGUCGGCCAGCCCGCGGCCAGGGCUGCACCGGCCAUGCCAGCAUCAUCUGCUCCUCCUACACAGGUUUUCGGCUGGUGGGCAACAACUCGAGCUGUGCCGGGCGGGUGGAGGUGGAGGCGGGGGGGACAUGGGGGUCCCUCUGUGCCACCGGCUGGGACCUGCCCGACGCCCACGUCCUCUGCCACCACCUCGGCUGCGGUGCCGCCGCCGCCGUGCCCCCGGGAGGCUUCUUCGGCGGGGGGGACGGGCCGCUGCGGCGGGAUACCUUCGGCUGCGACGGGAGCGAGCGGCACCCAGGCGAGUGCCCCGUGGUGGUGCUGGGGGAGCCCGCCUGCCCCCCCGGCCACGCCGCCGCCGCCAACUGCUCAGGUCUGUAUGGCACCCGCCGGGAAAAGCCUUGA